Acanthaster planci (crown-of-thorns starfish) is the source of this 1595-nucleotide messenger RNA. Its product is annotated as small ribosomal subunit protein mS40-like. Gene Ontology annotation, molecular function: structural constituent of ribosome. NCBI's taxonomy places the organism in Eukaryota, Metazoa, Echinodermata, Asteroidea, Valvatida, Acanthasteridae. Gene Ontology annotation, biological process: mitochondrial translation. The record is from RefSeq and is a predicted model, not a curated record. Gene Ontology annotation, cellular component: mitochondrion; ribosome.
UUUAGGCCUACUACGUUAGGUGCGAACAAGAGUUUCAAAGUAACGUUAGGCCUACUGCAUCCUGUACGUCAUGCAUGUCAUGUAAGCCUAGCCCAGGUUGCGGUUCGCAGGGUUGGACGUAUACGUUGACAAUUAAUUGUCUUCAUUUACACUACGAGUGCGACUGACAUGUCAUGCAUGGGAGUAACUACAGAAUGCAGGGCCACGCUCGAAUGUACCCCCUAGAAUCACUGGCUAUGAUGUCACAUUGGAUCGGAGUCCGGGAAACACAAUGGAGGAAUGCUCCAAAGGUCCUGGCAUUACCCAUUAGACAGUGGUCCACCCAGGAGACGAUUUCUCAUGGUGACAGUCUAGACACAGCUGGGAAACAGGAGGAGCUGUCGGACGCUGACAUAGCUGCAGGCAUUGCUUACCUUCAAAGUGAAGAGUACAUUGAGCGAUACGGUGAGCGGCCAGUGUUUGCUAAUUACAGAAGAAACCACAAGGGACGUGUCCCACCCAAGAGGACAAGACUGAUGUGUGUGAGAGGUAAGGGUGAGAAGCGAAGAGUAGCAGGCAAUCCUUGCCCAGUUUGUCGGGAUGAGAACCUUCUUCUUCACUACCAGAACGUGAAACUCCUUCAGCAGUUUAUCUGCCCCCACUCUGGCCUGAUCUACUCCGAUGCACGCACCGGGGUUUGUCAGAAGCAGUACAAGAAACUCAGGAAAACCAUCGCGGAGGCCAGGGCCCACGGGCUGAUCCCAUACACAGUGCCGUUCGUGGAAUACGACUACCAGGAAUUCUAUGGGAAGAAACAGGCUGACGUAGGGAGUCCAUCGUGAUGUCCACUGGCCACCUGCUAUUCAUAAUCUUAACUGACAAAAUUUAGCUUCAGAACCGCCUAUAGGCUAUUUGUGACCCGACUUGAUCCUGCAAAAUGAGUCUUCAAGGCCACUUUUUGGUGAUUCUGUUUCACUUUCCAAGACAGAGCAACUUAAGUUUUUUGUUUCAAAGGAUCACCCAUUUUUCGGCAUCCUGAUGACUAUGGACAAUGUGACUGAAAAAUUUGGAGGGCUCCCACUGAUUUACAGUGCAGGAUUCUGUUCAAGGGCUUCCACUCAAACGUUGGCUCCAGCGACUUGUGACUCUAUUUGUUGGGUUGGAUCGCAUAUGCCUUCUGGCAUACUCAUUGUCGGUACUUCAUGAGCCCAUAUCUCUGAAUCUGGAGACCUAAAAACCAGACAAAACCACGCAUUGAGAUGAAGCAAGGAUUUGAAGAAAGGCAUAUGGCUAUAUAAGAUGUAAGCCCGAUGUCGUGACACGAUCAACUGGCUGUAGCUGGGAUAAACACACAUCUAAGGGAAGUUAGCUCCAGCCACUAGCCUUCAUACAUUGUAGGGGCUUAUGUAUUGAAUCUGCAGCCGUAACAUGUAGCCCCACUGUGGAGUCCAUUGAAAGAAAUUUAGUUAGGAGCAAAGUCAUAAGUCGUUAAAAUGUUCGGUUCGUAAGGGACUUCGUCACAAUGGCAGACGAGCCAAGAUUUGCAGGCUCCCAUUGGACGAUCGCUGAAGUUGCGCGUUAACUUCCAGUUCCAUGGUUCCAUGUAAACGGUGAUC